CUUUAUAAGACAUAGUUCAAGUAAUAUGAGCAGAUAUUUUGAUCACAAAGUUAGUCCAAUAUGUUCACAUAAUAACAGCGUUCUAGUAAAAUACGUAGAAAUGAUUUUUCCGUUAAUCCCAACUGCAAACCUUUCGAGAAUGUGAGAUCAAUAGCAUGCCUAAAAUCUAGAAAGACAUAAAGUGGCACAUUCAUAGUUAGGAAAGUAAAAACAUUAAGCGUUCUCAAAUCAACGGAGAGCUGAUUUUGACGUUUAUUAUAGUUAUAUGGAAUUUCAAUUCUAGGGCAAUUGUCCUUCUCGCAACUAGCCAACAUGACAAGAUCAAGACUUCCAUUUCCUUCAAAUUCCCUGUCAGACCCAAAUCUACCCCUACCAAGCCUUCCAGGGCCGCCUGAGCUACCGGAGAUACCUGAACUACGGAACAUACCAGAGUUACCAGAUCUAUCCAAACUCCCUACACCGCAGUAUUUCUUGCAACAUCUGCUCAAUGUGACAGCUGAAGAACUGUUGGAUGUCGUUGCAAAUUUUGGAUUCGAUGAAGUCCUCUAUAGAGAGGUGAAUUUCCUCCAUUAUCUUCCAGAUGGUACUACGACUAAAUAUAAGAUAAACGAGACAAGGUUUGACGUCAGCAAUGAUCGUCCAUUGAAGGUGGCCAUCCAUGGGUGGCAGUCAACAGGUAGCGACGACUUCAUCAAGCAUUUCGCAGAGUCAUACCAUUCGAUUGGCAUUAACAACGUGAUAGGUGUUGAUUGGUCACCCCACUCUAAAAGGAACUACCUACAUUCAGCCAGAGCCACGAAGAAAGUGGGUGAAACUGUAGCACAGUUCAUUUUAAAUGCUCUAGGAAAUGAUUCAAGCAAACUGGACCAUGUUCACAUUAUUGGACACUCGUUGGGUGCUCAGGUUGCAGGAUUUGUCGGAAAGCAUGUCCAACAGUUGACCAAUGGAUUAAAACUGGGAAGGAUCACGGCCUUGGAUGCAGCAGGUCCACUAUUUGAAUUGCCCUUGAAGUUGCCAUCCACAAGAAGAGUGAAUAAAAAUGACGCAACGUACGUGGAUAGUAUCCACACCAAUGUUGGGUUUUUUGGAUUCCUGGCACCAUUCGCAGAUGCUGACUUUUUCAUAAAUUUCGGAGGGCCUGUACAGCCUGGGUGUAUGGAACUAAAUAUUUUUGAUGCGUUUAGCUGUAGUCACGGAAAGUCCGUCGUGAUUUAUAACAACACAAUCACUUCCAAAGACUACAUCGGCAUACAAUGCAGCAAUCCAUUGAGAGCAAUUUCAUCACUUUGCAAUAAUAACCAGAGGAUUGUUCUGGGAGAACAUACCAGUAAUAGAGUAGCUGGUCAAUACUUUGCGAGAGUGGAUGUUGAUGGCCAGCCCUAUCAAAACAAUGGCAGCAGAGGGCUAAUCGGCAGGUCCAGAGAAGGCGUCUUGCAAGGAAUUGGAGGGCUUCUUAAGAUAUAAGUCAAAACAAUAAAAACAUAUUUAACCUUA
This is a messenger RNA of Acanthoscelides obtectus, 1494 nucleotides long. The record is from the annotation of a GenBank genome assembly. NCBI's taxonomy places the organism in Eukaryota, Metazoa, Arthropoda, Insecta, Coleoptera, Chrysomelidae.